AGGGGAUGGAAGGGAGUGAUUGGGACAGGCUGUGUCUGGGGAAGGGCAGAUAAGUCCUAUGGUGGGUCCCUGAAGCAAGGGGCUUGGUGCUUAGGGAGGUAGCUGAGCUGACUAGAAUUGGGAAGCUACCAGGAGGGGAGUGCCUGAAGCCUGAGGAAAAAGGAGUGAGUAAAGACUGUUUUCUGUUGCUUGGGUCAAGAGGAUAAAUCUUCUCCAAGGAGACAGGGCGCGGUGGAUGCUAUUCACAGACGCGAAGCCCAGGACCUUCAACUCUCUGGCUGAUUGGGAGUCUUUGAGAAGGACCACCAGGGAGUCCUAACAACUGGUGGACUUUGUCGCAGGCGGGGAGACCCUCUGGGAUGAUGGAUACCAGGAAAGCUGCAGGAUUCCUGCAUGGGUCCUGUUUUCUAGACCUUGCAUCAUUUUCGUGGCUCUCCCCGUGACUUUUUCCAAGUUUGUCCACAUUUUUCCCGAAGCGUGUGGCCCGGAACUGGACACAGCACUCCCACUGAGGCCUCAUCAGUGCUCAUCAGCAUGUGAUAGUCCCAUUGACUUCAGUGGUACUACUUGGGGUGCUUAAAGUUGAGCACAUGGCUGCGUGCGGUGGGUGGAUAAGGGAAGAGUGCUGAAUACAUUGCAGGACUGAGCCCAAUGCAAAUUAACAACUUUUCCACGCUAGGGAUCUGCUCCUAUUGAAACCCGAGGCAAAAUACACCCCUUGAUGUCAGUAUUGCAGCAUCAGGCUAUCAGUGCAGAAAGAAACAACUCUUAAAAAGGAUAUUUUGCAAAUGGAAGGGGAAGGAAAUUAUCCUCCCUUUGGAAUCUGUACCCUUUUAUAGUCCUGCUGGGGAAGCAACAGAAGAGGUGUCCAGUUUGUGGGAAAACUAGGUGCCUUCCUCUUGCAUGACUGCAAACAGUCUAGACGUAACCACUGGGGUUUUACUACUUGUGAUAGAAAAAUAUUUCCUCGUAAGUAGUACAGGUGAGAGAAUUGCAAGCCUAAGCUGAGUGGUUCUAGCAUCACAGCCACAAAUAGAAACCGUGCAGCCUGAUGAACCCUAGUGGUGUGUCUCAGCGCACCACACGCAAACACAUUGGUCAUGUGGGUUGGCCACACUUGGAGUGGCAAAGCCAAGAUGAGAACCAGGACUCCUGACUCCCAGUGCUCUGCUCUGACUGGGCUGGGAAAGAAAUCCAGAGUUGUGACUCAGGAGGAGACUUCGGAAGGAGGAAACCCUGAAUAUCUUCAAAGUGCCUUUCUGCAUUCAUCCAGGAGUGUUCAGCGCCAGAACCGUUAUCGUCAGUUUUCAGCUCUCUAGCUCCUGGAUCUCCUUCCUAAUGCCAUCUGCUUUAGGGGGGAGCGUCUGAGUGAAAGAGAUCGUCUGAAUUCCAAAAUUCAGAGGAGUGUGAAUGUACGACCUGUUGGAUGUGAGCUCCUUCUUCUAAAGCAGACUUGCAAUAUCCUAAUCUCUCGCUUGCCUGGGACACCCUUCAGCGUUCCUGUAAGUACAUCUCGCCCUGGGCUUGGAGGGCGCUCGUGAUUUGAGAUCUGAACCAUGUCCCACCCAUCAUGGCUGCCGCCAAAGAACACCAAUGAACCCGUCGGUCACGUCACUGCGAGAAUGGAGACCACGCACGCUUUUGGGACCCCCAGCAUCUCUGUGUCCAUGCAGCAGAUGCCAAAGAAGUUUGCACCCGUUGUUGCUCCAAAGCCAAAGUACAAUCCAUACAAACAGCCGGGGAGUGAUGAUUUCCCUCUGCCGCCGCCACCACCACCACUUCCUGGAGAUGAUCUCGGGAACCUCCCAGCGCCUCCUGGUGCCUUUCCCCCACCACCCUCUACAGAUGAGGCUGGUUUCAGUGUGCAGGUAAAUCCCGGUGAGAAGACGCUUGAAGAAAGACGAUCCAGUUUAGAUGCGGAAAUAGACUCCUUGACCAGCAUCCUGGCUGACUUGGAAAGCAGCUCCCCAUACAAGUCACGGACUCAACAGGGCUCUGGGUUCCCCACCGGCUCCCCAGUUACUUCUCCCCCGGGAUCUACCCCGGUUACUGGGCACAAGCGGAUGAUCAUUCCCAACCAGCCGCCUCUCACUGCCACCAAGAAGUCUACUGCCAAGGCACCAGUGCAACCUGCUGCUCCACCCGCCCCAAUCCCAGUUACUCCUGUGGGUACACUAAAACCGCAGCCACAACCAGUUCCAGCUUCUUAUACCACUGCGUCCACUCCCACCCGACCAGCAUUCAACGUACAGGUGAAAACGGCCCAGCCCAGCCCUCACUUCCAGCCUCCUGGUCCACAGCCAGUUCAGUACAGCAGCCUGGGUCCAAACCAGUCCUACGCUCCAGUCUACCAGUCUCAGCCAGCACGUCCCCCGGGGCCAGCACAGUAUGUUCCAUCUCAGCCUCGUGGCCCUGACUAUGGGUAUGCUCCCCAGCCUGUACGUCCUUCAGAGCCUGGUUAUGGCUAUGCACCUUCACAGGGGCGGUAUCAAGAUCUUUACUACCCCGCAGGCCCUGGAUAUGGAGGAAGAAAUGGCUCGGAACCAUCCUAUGUGCCACAAAACACCUGGAAGCCCGAGCCAGCCUAUCCCACAGCUAACACCAUGACCCAAAAUCCAGUUGGGCCGUACCAACCGCCCAGCACAAAGAAGACCUACAUUAUGGAUCCAGGGUUAGCACCUCCUCCACCACCCAUGCAGCCAAAGAGUGGGUACCCUGCCUCUGGCUCGGCGUCAGACGCUCCUUUGUUCAGACCCGAGGAUGAGCUGGAACAUCUGACCAAGAAGAUGCUAUACGACAUGGAGAAUCCGCCCUCUGAUGACUACUUCGGCCGCUGUUCCCGUUGCGGUGAGAAUGUUGUUGGGGAAGGCACUGGAUGCACCGCCAUGGACCAAGUGUUCCACGUGGAAUGUUUUACCUGCAUGACAUGUGGCAACAAGCUCAGAGGCCAGCCUUUCUAUGCGGUGGAGAAGAAAGCGUAUUGUGAACCCUGCUACAUUAACACACUGGAGCAGUGCAGCGUCUGUGCCAAACCCAUCAUGGAGAGGAUCCUGCGAGCCACGGGGAAAGCCUAUCACCCCCACUGCUUCACCUGUGUGAUGUGUCACCGCAGCCUGGAUGGCAUCCCCUUCACUGUGGAUGCCGGUGGGAACAUUCACUGCAUCGAGGAUUUCCACAAGAAAUUUGCACCACGAUGUUCCGUGUGUAAGGAGCCCAUUAUGCCUGCCCCGGGUCAAGAGGAGACCAUACGCAUUGUGGCAUUAGAUCGUGACUUCCAUGUCCAAUGCUACCGGUGUGAGGAUUGUGGUGGCCUCCUGUCUGAAGGGGACAAUCAGGGCUGUUACCCUCUGGAUGGACACAUCCUUUGCAAGACCUGCAACUCGGCUCGGAUCCAGGCACUGACUGCUAAGGCCAGCACUGACCUUUGAGCAUCUACCACCACACUCCAAUAUUUGCCUGUUGGGGGAAUUGCACAACCUUUCCAUUUAGCAUGACUCCUUUCCCACCUAGGACUUAAGUUUUUUAUUGAAAAAGUAAAGCUGGAAAGCCUUGGAACAAGCGGACAGUUUCUAAGUUUUUCUCUAUUUGAGUCACAUCUCCUAAGAAGCACAUUAAAAUUGAGAUGAUGAGGCUCAAUUAUCUUACUCUAGUGUGAGGGUCUGAUCCUAUUCCCAUUGACGUCAAUGGGAAGCUAAAUAUCGGACAUGAUUCCAUAAUACUAGACUUACACCAGUGAAAAACCAGCAUGCAAGUGUAAGACCAGAAUCAGAGUAAUUGUUAUCACAAGACAAACUAUACAAACAUUGGCCAUGAGACAUUGGGCCUUUAUAUAGGUACCGUUUUAAAACAUAGGGACACAGAUUUGUCUUAAAUCAUAGGGCCAUAUCUUUUUCUUAUGCCCUCGCUUGUCUCCAUUCCCUUCCAGUUUCAUAACUUUUUCUUCUUUAUAAUAUUAUAUUUUUGCUGUUGCAUAAAUUUAUUCAGUAAGGAUGCUUCCGACUCUCAGAUGCUUAGGCAUUUAUGUAUGAGCCAUCACUGAAAGUUGUGAGCCUGCACAUACAUACGCACACGCACAUACAUACAUAUAUCCUUUUGAUACACUAGAGAUAUAAAGUCACUGAGAAGUUAUGUUAAUUAUUGUUGGGGCUGGAAAGGGUUAAAAAGAAAUUCAAAAUGGCUUCAAAGAAAAUGAUUAAUGCUAGCCACCACAAGCAUGCUCAAAAGGAUCUUGGGCUACCCGGGGCCAAUGCAGUUACGUAGCAAACAGUGAGUACUGCUUGUUUCCCAACAAGUACUUUAGCAAUGGAAUCUUACUUCCACUGAUAUCAAAGGAAAGUCUCCCAUUGGAUUGAAUUCUAUCUUGAGACAGGCUCAGGCAUUCUGGGAUGAUGGUAACAUACCAGAGCUGGAGUUACAGUACAAGUUAUGAGAAUUGUUUAAUAUUUCAGCAUUUAGGGCUUUCCAAAUUCCUGACAUUUCAGGAACAGGAAUGAUUCAUUUUUCAUCUCAAGUUGUAAAUAGCUGUAAUUUACCCCCCCCCCCCAAAAGGGGGGGGGCGGAAACAGACAUCUUUUCUCCUACAGUUUCAUCACACGGUUUUUUCUGUGUGGAGAAAUGUCAUUGCAAAGGAAUGAUUGGGAGAUGU
Molecule: messenger RNA, 4645 nt
Organism: Dermochelys coriacea (leatherback sea turtle)
Lineage: Eukaryota; Metazoa; Chordata; Testudines; Dermochelyidae
Gene: LPP
Product: LIM domain containing preferred translocation partner in lipoma
Exons: 16
Coding region: 1557-3428 (623 amino acids)
Biological process (GO): cell-cell adhesion
Cellular component (GO): focal adhesion; stress fiber
Source: RefSeq, a predicted model, not a curated record